UUGGGGCUGGCCGCCGUGGAGCGAGCUUGUUCUUGCGAAUUUUCGCUGUUUGUUCGUCGUUUCUUUCGGAUAUGGCCUAUCGUUCGCUGUUCCCUCGUCUGGUUGCUGAGGAAUCCGUGGAAAUGGGGGGCGAUUUGGUAAACCCUUGAUGGAGACGAACAUGUGUAUAUGCUGAUUUUGGUUGUUUCACUAAUGGUUGCAAAUCUGGGGUCGGAUUAUGCGCAUUAGGGAGACGUAGCCAUGCUUAAAGAUACAGUACAUUAAUGCAUUACUACUUGCUACAGAUCAAUUAAAUUAGUAUGGGUAUAAAAACAAGCAUUGGGUUCGUGGACAUUAAGGCUGCUUUAUUGUUGCUAUGAUUAUAGUAUACCAAGCGCAUUGAUGUAUUCAUUAGGAAAAUGCGGAAAUAAAUGUACGGCGUUACACGAUAUUCUGUGGACCAUGUUUUUUCUAAAAUGGAAAUUCAGAAAUUGUCGGAGUAAUCUGAGGAAGCGUAUGGUUAGAGUCACAUUUGAAGCUUGGUUCUGAACGGUGGAUAUCGGGUUUGCGCUAACUUUGUUUAUGUGUGCUUCCAUGUUGGACAGCGGGAAAUAUCAUGCAAUUUAAUGGCUAUUCAUAAUUCUUUGCUUCAUAAAUUUUGUAAAUCAAAUCUUUACACUUUACAGUAGCAAAAUACUGUGGAAUGAACACAAGUUGUUGCUUCCUUCAAUUGAAAAUUAGGAAGAAUUUUCUGUUCUUUUUUUAUUUUUGGAAAAUUUUAGAAAGAACACAUGGAGACAAGGAAAAGAAUAAAACGGCAUGCAAAAAGUGGGGGAAAAAGAGGGAGGAUGAGUUGGCCGUCUUCCCCGCACCGCUACCCCGUCACGAGAUAGGCACUCCGUCACCCUCCCCCCGUGUCCAUCUGCUGCUUAUAUCUUGCAUCCAUCUUCUCCCAUCAACAGAUUCCAUCCAUAAGCACUGCUGCUGCUCUCUUCUAUAUGCAGCACAUCUUUCCUACGUACUAACUGAAAUCUGAUCAGUUACUUCUUGGUGGUAUUUGAUCCCCUCACGAUCCGUUCUUCAUCUCUGUGUGGAAUGCUCAUGGAAGCAUUCCACAAAUCAAAGAAGAUGGAGCAAAAACCGAAUGAGGAUUUAAAUAAGCCUCUCCUUGAAAUUCUGGAUGAUCACUCUAGCCAGAGUAACACUUUUCCUGGAAAUGUUGUUGGAGAAUCUUCAAAAGUUCAAACAAGCAGGAGUGAUACUUCACCAAGAAGUCAUGGAAUAAGUGAUUCUGGCAGGACUUAUCCUGCUGAUUCCUGCACUCCGCAAGGAGAAACUCAUGUGAUCGAUGUUACAGAUGAUACAUCUGAAGAGUUCCAUUUGGGAAGCACACUGAAGUGUACAAAACAGACAAGUUGGUCAAGGCCUGAUAAAAAACACAAAAGAUGGGGUUCUGGAGAGGAUAAUAAGAAUGGAAGCAUUUCUCUAAAAGAUAAUACAUAUCGAAGCAACCUAGACGUAGAGGUCAUUGCUGGCCCAUCUCACGGAAUAAGUUGUUCCCGACAGUCAACUAGUCCUACAAUCCCGAUAACUCUUGGAAGGGUCCCCCCAAGUGAUUUGGUGUUGAAGGACUCUGAGGUGUCAGGGAAACAUGCUCGAAUAAAUUGGAAUGCAAAGACAUUGAAAUGGGAAAUUGUGGACAUGGGCAGCUUGAAUGGGACAUUUGUGAACUCUCGGGCAGUUCACCAUCCAAAUGUUGGGUCCAGGCACUGGGGUGAGCCAGCUGAACUAGCAGAUGGUGACAUUAUAACUCUAGGAACUUCAUCAAAACUAUCUGUCCAGAUCUCACUGCAAAAUCAGCGAGUCCCUGCUGGGAUUGGUAUGGCAUCUGAUCCAAUGGUGGGCCGUCGAAGUGGAAAGAAGCUUGCAAUGGAGGAUAUAAGCUUUUGCCAGUGCCCUCUGCAGGGUGUUGAACAGUUUGGACUCUUUGGAAUUUUUGAUGGACAUGGUGGUGAUGGAGCUGCCAGAGCUGUCAGCAAGAUUUUUCCAGAAAAUGUGGCAACUCUUUUGUCUCACCAUGAGACAAAAGAAAAGGUUCUUUCAUACUCUGAUGCUUCUGACGUUCUUAGAUAUGCUUUUACUAUGACAGAAGCUGCAAUCGAUCAUGAGUAUGAGGGGUGCACAGCAACAGUCCUGCUGAUUUGGUUUGAUCAAAAGAAAGACUGUUUUGCCCAAUGUGCUAAUCUAGGUGAUUCAGCUUGUGUUAUGAGUGUCAAUGGAAAGAUGAUUGAAAUGACUGAAGAUCAUCGAGUAGCUAGUGUAACUGAACGAGCUAGGAUAGCAAGAGCUGGACAGGCCCUGAAAGCUGGCGAAGUCCGGAUUAAUGGACUUAAUCUCGCCAGGAUGUUCGGAGAUAAGUUUCUAAAAGAGCAAGAUUCACGCUUCAGCUCAGAACCAUAUGUGAGCCAAGCUGUUCACAUUACAAAAGCAUGCACAGCUUUUGCAGUUAUUGCUAGCGAUGGGCUCUGGGAUGUUAUUAGUACUAAAAGGGCAGUUCAGCUUGUUGUUGAGGGUAGGGAGAGAAACAGUGGUGAUAGUGCCUCGGCGGACAAAGUAGCCAAUCGUAUACUAAGUGAAGCUAGGAAUUUGCGAACCAAGGACAAUACAUCCGUAAUAUUUGUAGAUUUUGACAUCUUGAGAACAGACCAUUGUAUUGCCAAAUGAUUUUGACUAUUUUUGGGACACCAUAUUCCAAGAAAUCAUUUGCCUGGCUGUUGCUCGUCGCUUCCAUAAUUUUGCUUCAGCUAUGGUGUCAAAGAUGCUGCAAUGUCAUGAAGUGUUGCCUACCUAUCCUGUGACUGUAAAUUAUGUGGACUUUUAAGUUAGCUUAUUAUUGGAUCUGAUAGACUGAUGUAACCAGUGUCAUUGCCUUCAUACACUGCCUCAUCAUUUGAUUAGGUGGUUAUCUUUCAGUA
Molecule: messenger RNA, 2954 nt
Organism: Oryza sativa Japonica Group (Japanese rice)
Lineage: Eukaryota; Viridiplantae; Streptophyta; Magnoliopsida; Poales; Poaceae
Product: protein phosphatase 2C 70
Biological process (GO): protein dephosphorylation
Molecular function (GO): protein serine/threonine phosphatase activity; cation binding; protein binding
Source: RefSeq, a predicted model, not a curated record